Messenger RNA from Globicephala melas (long-finned pilot whale), 2499 nucleotides. It is a transcript of the gene ELF3, whose product is annotated as E74 like ETS transcription factor 3. The record is from RefSeq and is a predicted model, not a curated record. NCBI's taxonomy places the organism in Eukaryota, Metazoa, Chordata, Mammalia, Artiodactyla, Delphinidae. Gene Ontology annotation, molecular function: sequence-specific DNA binding; DNA-binding transcription factor activity, RNA polymerase II-specific. Gene Ontology annotation, cellular component: nucleus. Gene Ontology annotation, biological process: regulation of transcription by RNA polymerase II; cell differentiation.
UGCAGAUGCCCACCCAGCGUCCACCUGCCACCCGCCCAGGCCACUGCCCUGUGCCCAACCCCAGAGGGUGCGGGAUGACAGACCCUGACAAUCAUUAAACCAGCCGGGCCUGAUUUCCCAGCACCGCCGGCCUGGAUCCCGGCCAAGUGGCACAAAAUAUGCAAAUCACCUGGGGCCAGGAGCCCAGUCUAAAGGCCAGGAAAUCCCCUCGACCAAUGAGCCACCAGCUCAGGUUACCGCGGGUGCCUAUAAAGGCCCGGGCGCGGGCGGAGCUCGCAGCUUCUACUUAGCGCAGCGGUGGGAGCGCGGCCUGCGUGUCAGCGCUACCUGGCGGGGCUUUCUCCCUGGAUUUCCUCCGCCUGCUGCCCCUAAACCCGCCUGCCACACCCUCGGCCACCAAGGUAGGACCUCUGCCUGUCACAUUCCCCCGCCUGGCCCCGGGGGGAUUGGGGAGGGGCCGGUGGAGCUUGGUUCUGAGCCUGCCCAAGCAGGAGUUGCAGGGCUGGGCGGUGUCCCGAGGGCCCGAGAGCCUGUCCCUGCAAAGGACAGAGUGGCCACGACUGCAGGUCCCACUCGUGGGCCCAGGAGGGCAGAGGAGGGAGCCCAGCGGGAGGCCUUGUGCCCCCCACCAGCACACCCUCCGUCCCCCGGGCUCUGAGACCCUGGAGCCCGUCUUGAGGAGAGGGUGUCCUACGAGAUGUUGACCUUCACGCCCUUGGGCCCCUGGCUCUCACCGGCCUUGCCCUCCCUUCCCAGGUAGCCUCAUGGCUGCAACCUGUGAGAUUAGCAACGUUUUUAGCACCUACUUCAGUACGAUGUACAGCUCGGAUGACCCCAAUCUGGCCUCUGUUCCCCCUGCCGCCGCCUUCGGGGCCGAUGACCUGGUGCUGGCGCUCAGCAGCCCGCAGGUGCCCCUGGAGGGCACAGAGAAGGCCAGCUGGUUGGGAGAGCAGCCCCAGCUCUGGUCCAAGGCCCAGGUCCUGGACUGGAUCAGCUACCAAGUGGAGAAGCACAAGUAUGACGCCAGCACCAUUGACCUCUCGCGCUGUGACAUGGACGGGGCUGCGCUCUGCCGCUGCGCCCCUGAGGAGCUGCGCCUGGUCUUCGGGCCCCUGGGGGACCAGCUCUACUCCCAGCUCUGGGACCUCACUUCCAGCUUCCCCGACGAGCUCAGCUGGAUCAUGGAGCUUCUGGAGAAGGACAGCAUGGCGCUUCUGGAACCCCUGGGGGACCAGGGGCCCUUGGACCAGGGAAGCCCCUUUGCCCCGGAGAUGCUUGAGGACUGCAGACAGGCCAGCCCCUUCUACCCGGGCAGCUUCGGCACCGGGGCCCCCUCCCCGGGCAGCUCUGACGUCUCCACCGCAGGGACUGGCGCGUCUCAGAGCCCCCAGGCCUCAGACUCCGGUGGAAGCGACGUGGACCUGGACGCCCUGGACAGCAAGCUCUUCUCUGGGGACGGCUUUCCCGACUACAAGAAGGGGGAUCUUAAGCAUGGGAAGCGGAAACGGGGCCGGCCCCGAAAGCUGAGUAAAGACUCCCGGGAGUGUCUUGAGGGCAAGAAGAGCAAGCAGGCCCCCAGAGGCACCCACCUGUGGGAGUUCAUCCGCGACAUCCUCAUCCACCCGGAGCUCAACGAGGGCCUCAUGAAGUGGGAGAACCGGCAAGAGGGCGUCUUCAAGUUCCUGCGCUCGGAGGCCGUGGCCCAGCUCUGGGGCCAGAAGAAGAAGAACAGCAGCAUGACCUACGAGAAGCUGAGCCGGGCCAUGAGGUACUACUACAAACGGGAGAUCCUGGAGCGGGUGGACGGCCGGCGGCUUGUCUACAAGUUCGGCAAAAACUCCAGCGGCUGGAAGGAGGAGGAGGUGGCCGGGCAUAGGAACUGAGGGUCGGACCGGCCCUGCGACCAAAGCUCGGACCUGAGGCUGCAGCCCCCGGAGGGGACCACCAGGACGCCUGGGCAUGCGCCCUGCGCCGUGGAGAGAAGCUGAGGCUCUGGCUCCUGUCGGCCAUCGUCCUGGCAUCUGGGGCAGGUGGCCUCUGCUCUCUGUUCUCCUCUUGGAAUUACAAGCCUGGUGUUUGAGGCCACUUGUGUGCUGGCUGUAGCUGCGCUCGCGGCUCCUUCUGUCUGGGCUGCGUCAGACCAAAUCAGACCCCAGUGGCGGACACCUCCCUCCUACAGAGGCCGGAGCGGGCUGAGAAGGCUGGGGGCCCUGGGCCCUGAGAAGGGCCCCCUCUUUCUGGACUGGCUUCCCACUCCCCACUCAGUGCUUGGACUCCGCGGGCGGGGGUCAGAGCACUCCGUAAUUUAUGUGCUAUAAAUACAGAUAUGUACAUAGAGAUCUAUUUUUUCUAAGACAUUCCCCUCCCGCCCCUCCCUCACCAGGUGCUGGUGGCCCACUGACUGUUCUAGGCCCUCUGUGGACCAGUGAGGAGCAGGGCAGUGCCAGGACCCUUGGGACGGGGCUCCUGGCUCCCUCCUCCUGUGAAUGGGGGCAGAGA